UAGAAUUGGAGGACCGGAAGGACUUUGGUCUUCCAGCCAAUCAGAGCGCGAAGUUUGUGUGAAUGAAGAUUGAGCUUCACCCAGACUGAAACUUCCUCCUGUGACCAACAUCUGCUAUUAGAAGGGGAGGAUUUUCAGACAGAAAUCUCAGACCAAACAUCAUGUCAAGAACUGACAAAGCCAUUUGAUUCAUUGGGACCAGAAUAUCAUCAGCAUUUCAAUCUAGCAUUUGAAAUCUUUGUCUGUUCUGCUUGCUUGAAAAGAUUUUAAACAUCAGUGUGACUGGAAAAACACAGACAUGAGUGAGUAUGUUCCAGUGCACUGACUGUGGAAGAAUCAUUGACCAGGAACACAGACUGAAAAACCAUUGCACCAUUCACAACGGGAGAGACCGUACAUGUGUUCUGUGUGUGGUCGAGGCUUCAACUAAUUGUCCCACCUGGAGAGACACAAGGACAAAUGCAGCAUGGAGAAACUAUGGAAAUGUGGGGAAUGUGGGAAGGAAUUCAAAUUCCCAUCUGAGCUGGAAACCCAUCGACACAGUCACACCGGGGAGAGGCCGUUCACCUGCUCCGAGUGUGGGAAGGGUUUCACCCGGUUUUCCCAUCUGCAGACACACAAGCGAGUUCACACCGGGGAGAAGCCGUUCAUCUGCUCUGAGUGUGGGAAGGGAUUCAGUGAUUCAUCCAGCCUGCAGAAGCACCAGCGAGUUCACACCAGGGAGAAGCCGUUCACCUGCUCUGACUGUGGGAAGAGAUUCACUCGAUUAUCCCACCUGCGCACACACCAGCGAGUUCACACCGGGGAGAGGCCAUUCACCUGCUCUACGUGUGGGAAGGGAUUCAGUGAUUCAUCCAACUUAUUGACGCACCAGCGAUUCCACACUGGGGAGAGGCCGUUCACCUGCACUGUGUGUGGGCAGCGAUUCACUCAGUCAUCCAGCCUGCGGAGACACCAUGUGACUCACACCAAUGAGAGACCCUUUAAAUGCUCUGACUGUGGGAGCAGCUUCAAAAGUGCUGCAGUUCUGAUGGUCCACCAGCGCAUUCACACUGAGGAGAGACCGUUCAGCUGCUCUCACUGUGCAAAGAGCUUUACAACGUCAUCCAGCCUGUGGAGACACCAGCGAGUUCACAGCGGGGAGAGGCCGUUCACCUGCUUUAAGUGUGGGAAGGGUUUCAGUAAUUCAUCCAACCUGCUGACACACCAGCAAGUUCACACCAGGGAGAGACCGUUCGUAUGCACCCAGUGUGGGAAGGGAUUCAGUAAUUCAGCCAACCUGCUGACACACCAGCAAGUCCACAGCAGGGAGAGACCAUUCACCUGCUCCAAAUGUGGGAAGGAAUUCAUUCAUUUAUCCAGUCUGCGGCGACAUCAGCGAGUUCACAAGUGAUUCCAGGGGUUGGAUUCUGCUGUUAUUGCUGCUGUUAAUCACAUCCAGGACUGAACCAUGUUCAUUCUGACACUUGGUGAAGUGGGAGGGUUGGAGGGUUUCUUUCUGCUGGACUGGCCAGUCUCAUGACUUUGCUUCCAGUGGGCUGAUGCUCUUUGAGCCUGGGAAUGCACAUUUCUACUGAAAUGAUCCACAAAAGCUGAUGAAGUACAUUUAUUUUAUCCUGGAUAGUAAAUUGUGCUUUUUCCUACUACUACAGGUAGAUCUAAAAUAAAUACAUUUGUCUCUGUUCCAUUGAGUCUACAGCACAGGGCCAGGCCAGUCGGCUCAAUUGGUCUCUGUCAGUAUUUA
Carcharodon carcharias (great white shark) is the source of this 1744-nucleotide messenger RNA. RefSeq names its product zinc finger protein 835-like. NCBI's taxonomy places the organism in Eukaryota, Metazoa, Chordata, Chondrichthyes, Lamniformes, Lamnidae. The record is from RefSeq and is a predicted model, not a curated record. Bases 467 to 1393 code for a protein of 308 amino acids. The transcript has 2 exons.